GCUGGCGCGCGAAGCUGCUGCCAGGGAACGGUGAAGGAAGGGAGAGUAUUAGGGAAACGUGAGGGUGGGAAAAGAAGGGCGAUUCCCCUUUCGAGAAUCAACAGCAUCGGCGAAGGGCCCCCGUCACAUCUUUCGAACAAGAAGGUUUCGUGCAAAUGAGUGACCGUAUCGCACGCACCACGCAAGAAUUCAACGUCGAGGUGUAGCAUUUACAGGGGCCGGAGGUUGGUUCGAGGUGGGGGUGGGAGAGGAGAGGAGGGUCUCGCCCCUGUUCGCGCCCUGCAGUCGCGUGAUACGGAAUCCCUGCUGUUCUUUUCAACGGCCCUGUAGCCGCGAGUGCCUAUACGGUGGUGGAAGGAAUCUUGUGAGCGACAUUGGCCCCUUUUCUUUCUUUUGAGGCAACCUGGACGACGCGUGCGCAACGGCCGCAUCUAGGCUGGAGGACCAACGAUGGAGCGCAGAAGCGCAGUGAGCAGUCGCCGGCAUCCGCUCUGCUCUGCAAGAUGAACCCUCUGCCGACCUCGACAAUCUCUGAAACCUGAACUCUGUUCCGGAACCUGCCUUAGUGGUUCGUGGCAUCCGAGACAUCGGUCAAGCUCGACUGGACACCUGUUAACGUCACGAACGAGUGGACAAGAAGUGCUAUUCGCAUACCGGGAUUCUCAGCUCGGAUAAGAGUGUCCUUCGACGAGCUCUGUCUGCAGGGAUAAAGGGUCCUGCCCAACCUAACGGAUAAAUAGUUCGUCGUUGAUUCGUGUGUGGAACUAGGACUGAGACAAGUGAACAAGAACCUAGAACAUGGCCGACCAGUUAAUGUACAAACUGACCGGCUUCAUACAGAAAGCCAAGUCUUACAUGCCCGGCGCAUGCGGAGAGGACAACUCGGGAGAGCAGCUGCACUUCGCCAAGCAAGAAAAUGACACCGAACUCGCAAACUUCCAGGGUCUGGGCGCCGGGAGUGGAGAGGGCGGAGAGUUCGCCGAGACGACGCUGACCGAGGGCGUCAAUGGCCUGGGCCCUCAGAGGAGCGUCGACGUGGUCGACGAGUUCGGAGGCCGGGAAGGCGAGAAGAUCUCAGAGUGGCAGGCCGGAUGGAACGUCACCAACGCCAUCCAAGGUAUGUUCAUCGUGAGCCUGCCUUACUCGGUACUCCACGGCGGCUACUGGGGCAUCUUCGCGCUCGUCUUCGUCGCCUACAUGUGCUGCCACACGGGCAAGAUACUCGUGGACUGCCUGUACGAGCCGAACGAGCGCGGCGAGCUCGUCCGUGUCCGGGACAGCUACGUGGCCGUGGCCCAGACGGUGCUGGGCCCGCGGUGGGGCGGCAAGGCCGUCAACAUCGCCCAGAUCAUCGAACUGCUCAUGACCUGCAUCCUGUACGUGGUGCUCUGCGGAGACCUCAUGAUCGGCUCCUUCCCCGAGGGAGCCGUCGACCAGCGCUCCUGGAUCAUGCUCACCACCAUCAUCCUCCUUCCGUGCGCCUUCCUCAAGAACCUGCGCUCCGUGUCGAUGCUGAGCUUCUGGUGCACCGUCACUCACCUCUGCAUCAACGUCAUCAUCCUCGGCUACUGCCUGGGCCGAGCCUCGGAGUGGGCCUGGGCCAAGGUCCAGUUCCGCAUCAACAUCAACAAGUUCCCGGUCACCAUGGGCAUCGUCGUGUUCAGCUACACGUCGCAGAUCUUCUUGCCUACCCUGGAAGGAAACCUGACGGACAAAACCAAAUUCCAUUGCAUGCUCAACUGGAGCCACAUCGCGGCCGCCGUCUUCAAGGCGCUGUUCGCCUACGUCUGCUUCCUGACGUUCGCCGAGGAGACCCAGGAGGUGAUCACCAACAACCUCCCCACCAAGGGCUUCAAGAUCGUCGUCAACCUGAUCCUGGUAGCCAAGGCGCUCUUCUCCUACCCUCUGCCCUAUUUCGCCGCCUCGGCCCUGAUCGAGCACGCCUACUUCAGGGAGCGACCGAAGACCCUGUUCCCGUCCUGCUACGCCAUCGACGGCGAGCUGCGGGUGUGGGGACUGGCCCUGCGGGUGGGGCUGGUCAUUUUCACCAUGCUCCUGGCCAUAUCCAUACCCUACUUCGCCCUGCUCAUGGGUCUGAUUGGGAGCUUCACCGGCACCAUGCUGUCCUUCAUCUGGCCCUGCUACUUCCACAUGAAGCUGAAGUGGGACACCAUGGAGUGGUACUCCAUCAGCUGGGAGGUGUUCAUCAUGUGCUUCGGGGGCUUCUCGGGGCUCGUCGGCAUCUACACCUCGUUCGCGGGUCUCGUGGAGGCCUACCACCUUCCGCUGCCUCACGUGCCGGUCAUAGAGUCUUAGAACGUGCCUCGUUACUCUAAUCUCGCGCCAGCGCAGCGAUUUUU
This is a messenger RNA of Rhipicephalus sanguineus (brown dog tick), 2360 nucleotides long. It is a transcript of the gene VGAT, whose product is annotated as vesicular inhibitory amino acid transporter. NCBI's taxonomy places the organism in Eukaryota, Metazoa, Arthropoda, Arachnida, Ixodida, Ixodidae. Gene Ontology annotation, molecular function: amino acid transmembrane transporter activity. Gene Ontology annotation, biological process: amino acid transmembrane transport. Gene Ontology annotation, cellular component: vacuolar membrane. The transcript has 4 exons. The coding region runs from base 799 to 2316 and encodes 505 amino acids. The record is from RefSeq and is a predicted model, not a curated record.